This is a messenger RNA of Gasterosteus aculeatus aculeatus (three-spined stickleback), 4428 nucleotides long. RefSeq names its product homeobox A9a (gene hoxa9a). NCBI's taxonomy places the organism in Eukaryota, Metazoa, Chordata, Actinopteri, Perciformes, Gasterosteidae. Gene Ontology annotation, biological process: proximal/distal pattern formation; embryonic skeletal system morphogenesis; DNA-templated transcription. The record is from RefSeq and is a predicted model, not a curated record. Gene Ontology annotation, molecular function: DNA-binding transcription factor activity, RNA polymerase II-specific; RNA polymerase II cis-regulatory region sequence-specific DNA binding. Gene Ontology annotation, cellular component: nucleus.
UGUCUUAACUGCCCCAGUUCCACACAUCAAAACCAAAACGGAAGCAAACCAGUGACAUAUAGAUGAUUGAAUUUUAUGAGAAUUGUGAAUAUGCGUUUUGGAAGCAAGUUCUAACAUAUCAUUUAUAAAUACAGGACGCUUUCCUGGCUAUUGUUUUAGGCUAUAUUGUUGAACGGUCUCCUGACAUGUUUUCCUUUGUCUUCUCUGCUAGUAUUUUGUCGUUAAAAUAAACCUAUAGGCGGGAACAUGCGCUGAAUCUAUACGUGAUCACAGCAGAGCUGCAGUAUGCGUCGUGGAUUUGGGAUUAAGGGUUAAGCCGUGCGUGUUUUCCGUGAGCAUGUGACGCAGACACGCCAGACAAGGCCUCGGUUACGACCACUGCAGUGGAGGGGAAGGGGAAGGUGAAUUGGGCAACAGCGACCUCCGUGGGCAAUGAGACCGGAUGCUUCCGCUGCGCAAUAGUGGCUCAGACAAAAGGAGGGGAAGGGCUUUAUGGCGAAAUUUAGAUCCGCCAGACAGGCUGUUAUCUGCAGAGGCAAAAGAAGUGAAUAGCCCCUGCGGUAAACCGGGUGAAAAAAACACCCUGAUUUAGGUUUACAGCCUGAGAGCCAUUGGCAAAGUGCCGUCUUUUCCUGCUCUGAAGGUGUUUGUCUAUUCUAACUUUUAGUGCACAAAUAGGCGGGCAGCCGCUCCUUUACCCCCUCGGCUUGUUUGAUCUCUGCUGGCCAAAUACAGUGCAACUACCAUGGAGGUGAUAGCUUGCAACUAGAAAGCGCAUUAAGAACCUCUUGCGUCCAUUUCCUUUCCCUACUCGAUGGAGAGAACUGAGUGCCGAGACCUGUGCAUUGAAUUGCCUGUGGCCUUGUGGGGUGUUGGCCAAGCCCUUCGUUUAUAUGCUGGUGAUAAAUAAAAGCCGCAGCGUGAUGUGUGAGAACUCAAGGUUUCUGUUUGGUAGACAUGAUCCGCGAUGAGGAUUUAGGGUCUUGGUUUAUACACUAAUACGCAUAGUAAAACAAUCUGUAUUGAUAUUAUCAAUUAAUUCAUGAAAUAUACACGCAUUGUCAGCGUUUGGUGGAUCGUGACGCACCAUUUUCAGGUAGCUGCCUGUGCAGUUUGAUAUAUGGAUUUUUAACAAAUGCAAAGUUAAUAUCCAUGCAUGUAUUUAAUUAUAUUAUGUCGAUUUUAGUGUCUUUCUAAUAAUUAAUUUCACUUAAAAUGCGUGCCAACAUUUUUUCAUCUCCAUUUGUACUGCUUUUUAAACGCGCUGUUGUCUUUCAUGGGGUUGGCCACUGCUCGAGCCAUUUCAGUUUAACAGGAGUAAACCACAAGUGCAGAUUUUUACCUCUAUUUGAGUGUAACGUUACACCGAGGCACCGGCUGCAAGCAGGCAUUGCAGUUAAUUCGUUGAGGGCGGUGAUGAUGGCAUAGUAUAGGCCUGCACAAGUGAUAACGGCUGUGUGAAUAAUAAACGCUUUGAACUGUGGCUUAAACAAGAAGCGGUAUUUGGAAAAUAUUCAUUAAAUAUAGGAUAUCACAAGUUCAUUUUAUGGGUCAGUGUCACAGUUUUAUUUAGUUAUUUUGUAUCGUAGUAUUUUGUAUUAUUCUUUCCAAUUGUGUGACAAUUUAGACCACCAACCAUUGUUUCAGAUUUAAUAAUAUGCCGUCAUAUCUUAUAUCAGUACAUGUUAUUUUAUUUCUUACGUCAUACAAUGUAUUUGCACCGUAAUUAUAGCCAAUGCAAUAAUGUGCUGAUUUACAACUUCAACGCACAAGACGAAUAGCUUGAUUUUCCGUCAAUUUGAUUGAGAUUUUAAAAAUAAAAUAUUCUACAUUAGAAAAAAAAGAAUUAUGCUCAUUGAUUUUUUCUCCCAACUAUGAAAUAUGCUCAUAGCCCUGCUUUAUCUUCGUUAAAACGGCAUGCUAGUAUGCUAUAAUGUGUAUUAUUACGUGUUAGAGCGGUUAUCUCAACAUAUACGCGAACAAAGCAAUCACCUAAAAGCCAAAUCCGGAAAUACCGUUAUUGAAAAAUCAGACCAUAAGUGCAUACGUGCAAUUUCCCUAUAUGUUUUAAAUAGAUUAGCCUCGCAAACAUAUUAACUUUGCUAGAUAUAUUAAACAGAACAUUUUGGGCUCCUUUAACGUUAGAUAUCAGCCCGAUGCUUUUCACUGUGUUAGUCAGCAGAAUUGUGUGAAGCUAAAAAAAAAGAAAAACAGCACAUGAAGAAAAAUGUUAUUUGUUUGGUGGCCAUUUGAUAUCUAGGCCUUUUUCUCAAAGCCGAGCUGAUGCAUUUAGGUAACGUAGUGGUUACAGUGCGUUUUGGUGCUCAGCAAUGGCAUGGGCGCUUACGUGUCCUAUAAAGGAUCUCGUAACAUCGAGGGCCUCCAAAAGACCACUGCAUCGUUUGGGAUAUCCAAAGGUAACUCCACCAUCAGCAGUUACCUAUACUGAAAAACACAUUUUUCAUUCGGUUAUUUACAUUUCCAGUCUCGCAGAUAACGUUCCGACGUAAUACUCUUAAAAUUCUUCGCUUUAAAACUAAAGGUUGUUACAAGAAAACGGGUGAGUAUAAUGACCAAAGGGAUUGAUUUAUCCUUUAUUGUUCAGCCUUGAUGAUCACGUGUGUCUCCUAUCCAAUGGUACGGCAGCCUGUCUCCCCAUUACUAGCCCACUGUAGUUCUCUGUGGGGCCAAGUUGCUACUUGAUUUCUCCACAUUGUUAUUUUGUGAGGCUGGGUUUACUGCGUGUGUAUGUGUGUGUGGUGUGUGUGUGUGCGCGUUUUACUUUUGCAUGAAUCUGUUGUAUGACUGUGUACAUGUGAACGUCUAAUUUUUUUUUCUGCCAUGUCGACAUCCGGAACGUUGACUAGUUACUACGUCGACUCGCUUAUUUUGCCCGAGAGCGAGGACCUCUCCGUGCCGAGAUACACCCCCGGUCCCGGGCUGCAGCACUCCAGGCAGCCCGCCUCCAUUAGCGACCACGGCGAGCUCGGAACCUGCACCUUCCCGUCCAAACCUUCGGUUUUCGGGCCGUCGUGGAGUCACGUCCCUGCUCAGUUCCCCGGCAGCGUUUCUUCUGUGUAUCACCAUUAUGGGCAUCCCCAAGGUCCGGUCGGUGCAGAAACAGAUGGCCGCUAUCAGUUGCUGCUGGAGCCAUGUCAGGUCUCUGCCAUGGCGGGUUUACCGACGACCCAUCACUACGGAAUCAAACCGGAAGGUCUGGGGACGCGAGCUGACGGCGCGUUGCCCGGCUCCCACACGGCGCUGCUGCUUUCUGAUUACGCCAACGGGACGGCAGCGACGGCAUCCCCGGUGGAACGGGACGCACUGUCCAGUCAAGGAGGGGAUACGAGCGGAGAAAGUGAAGAGAAGCCGGCGCUUGAUCCAAAUAACCCGGUGGCCAACUGGCUCCACGCGAGCGCCACGAGAAAAAAGCGCUGUCCGUACACCAAGCACCAGAUCCUGGAGCUGGAGAAAGAGUUCCUCUUUAACACCUACCUGACCAGGGACCGUAGGUACGAGGUGGCGAGGCUGUUAAACCUCACCGAGAGACAGGUUAAGAUCUGGUUCCAGAACCGCAGGAUGAAGAUGAAGAAGUUUAAUAAAGACGGCGCGCCGAAAGAGAGUGACUGAACCGUAUAGAUUUGCAGUAUUUAGCGAGCUUUGAGUGUGGAAGCUCUUAACCCUGCUGGACCUUGUUUUUUAAACUCAUUGUCUUAUUGUUCUGUAUAACAGAAGCUGUUAGGCUUGUUUGUCUUGUUCAAAAAAAAAAAAGCAUGGGCUUCAGUUUGCACAAUUUUAACGGUGCACACUCAUUUUGUGUUUGUUAUUUUCUCAUAACUAUUUGAUUAAUACCUCGUUAAAAUGUAUUAGUUGGCCUGGUCCCUGUGCUUGUUUGUGUAAGGAUGUUUCUAGCUGUGUGUGCUCUUGUUUGUAGUUAUACUUGUUGUCUAUUUCCGAGUCCCCUCAGCGUAUAGUUUGUAAAAUGUAUUCAUUUAGCUGUUGUUUCUCCCUUACUGCUUAGAACUAUGACUGAUGACCAUGAGUUUGAAUCUAACGUUGGACUGACAUGUUGAAGUAGGUUCAUAGACCUCGUAAACCUCUUGGAAAUGCUACAACACUAAAUUAAAAUAUGUAAUAGAAGCUAUAUAACACGACACGAUUGACUACCUAUGUCUUUCAACUACCUACAAUAAUAAUAACGGGGUUUUUUUUUCGAUUACGGAUUUUAGUAGAAUUGCUUGCAUUAUAGAUGCUGAACUAUGAAUUUCAGGGAGUGACAUUUUCAAAGUAAUAUUAGUUGGUGCGAGGGAAUUAAAUAAAACACUGUAGGCUACAUAUUAAAUACCUCACGGUCUGCUGGCCGCCUGACUCUUGAUUGACAAAUGUAAUUUGUACUUUAUUUAUUAAAUAAAACAAAUUAUAGGCCUG